GAGGCUGCAAAGUGCGAUGGAGUCUGCAGUGAGAGGAGCACUGAUGGUUGGUAAAGAAAGGAUUGCAGAGUGGCAGCAGCUUGCAGUGGGUGAUGGCAUGCAGGUUUUCGGCUUGAAGCCCCUGCUAAUGCAGAUAGAGGACCGAGUGCAGGAGGUCCAGACACUCUGCAAUGCAGGCUCCAGUGCAGGCAGCAGUGAGCAGCUUCGUGCAGCUGUGCUAAAGGUGCAGAGCAUGCUGUGA
Symbiodinium sp. CCMP2456 is the source of this 241-nucleotide messenger RNA. Lineage: Eukaryota; Dinophyceae; Suessiales; Symbiodiniaceae. The record is from the annotation of a GenBank genome assembly.